UGUCCUGCCCCCGAGGUCUAACUCCUCUGAAGACAGGCGCACCUCCAGCCCUCGGCGUCUGAUCACGUUUUCUGAGCAAUAUGUUUCCUCAUCUGUGCGCUUAGGCGGCUCAGCUGUCAAAUCCCCAGGGGAGGGAGACGCAUCAACUUUGUAAAAGCAGCUCUUCAAAACGACGGGGGCGGAACACCUUUUCAACUUUAAUGGUUAUUAUAUGUGGAGCUCUUUGAACUCCGCAGACAACAAAGUAUGACACAGCACCUUGGCUUCCAUUCUUCAGAUGACACACGUUAGGUUUGAAAGUCCCCUAUUGGUAAAAGAGGGUAAACAUGAGAGCAUCUUUGCUUCACUUGACUGCUGCCCUUGUGGCUGUCCAUGUGAUCCACUGCCAAACAGUUUGCAACAGGCAAUCUUCAUCUGAAUGGCACCUUAAACAACACACAGUCCAAAUGAAUUGGACUCUCAAAGGAAACAUCUGUAGAAGCAUUUCUGAGUGCUGGCAUUCUCAGGGGGGAGAUGAGUCAAGUGAGCACCCUUUCAGCCUCCCACAGAUGUGCCCGCUACAGCUGCAACAUGGAGACAAACUGCUGAUGUCUGCUGAUGAAACGCUGCAGUCAUAUGGCAUCAGACUCCUCGGUGUUUCAGAAGACAGCUUUGAAAGCUGUUCCACAAAUGGACAGAUGAAAAAUAACUUUCUUUUCCCCCACAAUAUAAAUGAAAGCGAGGAAGUUGACGCCAAGUGGCUCGUCCCGGGUCGUCAUUAUUUCAUCGCUCUGCAUGAAGGAGACAUGCAGCUGUGCAAGCUUGGCUUAAGGCUCAAUGUGUCUGUUAAAACACAACUCUGUCGGGGCUCUCCUCUGCUUCGAAUUUGUUCAGGGAACGGCAUCUGUCAAACAGGCCCCUGGGAAGGUGCAUACCGCUGCCGAUGCCACCACCGCUACUCUGGGAGGUUUUGUGAAAAGUUUGAUGCUUGUUUGGAUAACCCUUGUGAAAGCAAAGGAAUCUGUUUGAGCAAUGGAUCCACAGAUCUGAGCCAUAGAACAUAUACAUGUCUGUGUCCUCUGCAUUUUACAGGGGUUAACUGCUCUGAACUUGUUGGGAAAGAAAACUGUGACAGAAUUUGUGGAAAUGGGACGUGCGUUCAAGUUUCGCCUAUCUCCUUCAGAUGCGUCUGUGAUACAGGAGUCUCUGGUCCACCUUGUGAGAAGGGGAAUGCUUCCUGUGAUCCAAAUCCAUGCCAAAAUGGUGGCAUAUGUGAAGAGGGUCCCAAAAGAUUUGUUUGUCAUUGUCCAGAAAGAUUCAGGGGCCUCUACUGUGACUCCCGACUUGACUCCGAUUGCUUGUCAUAUCCAUGUCAGGAGGAACAAAUUUGCACCACAGGGGAGCGUGCCUCUGAGUGUGUCUGUGCAGAUGGUAAUGUGGUCUCAGCAUGCAGAAGGCAGCAGGACCCGUGCAGCCCAUCACCAUGUCUCAACAAUGGCACCUGUGUGUCUAGGGGAACUGAUUAUGUCUGCAGAUGUGUGAGAGGGUUUUCCGGGAAGAACUGUGAAGGAAUAAUUGACUACUGCAGGCUGCUCAGUAUCAGCUGCCUAAAUGAGGGAUUGUGCUUCAGUGUAAUUGGCGGAUAUCAGUGUGUUUGUGCCCCCGGAUGGAUCGGAGAGUUGUGUCAAUAUGCAGGGGAUGCCUGCCUGAUAAAACCAAACAGCUGUUUGAAUGGUGCCACAUGCAUUACAACAAGUCAGCCUUCCUCUCCUCCACAUUACUCCUGCAUAUGCCCCCGUGGCUUCGGAGGAACACAGUGUGAGACUGAGAUCAACGAGUGUGACUCCAACCCCUGUCAGCACCGUGGCACAUGCUCUGACUUGCUAGGACGCUAUGAAUGCCAGUGUCCUACAGGUUUUCUGGGAAGAAACUGUGAGGUUGACAUAGAUGCUUGUGCUCUGCCCAAUAACACCUGUCCACCAGAGACACAGUGUUUGGAUCUCACAUAUGGCCUUGAAUAUACCUGUCGUGUACCCUGCCCUCAAACUCUUCAACCGUGUGCCAAUGGAGGACACUGUGUGUUGAAUAACGCCAGGAGCUACACCUGUUUCUGUGCACCUGGCUGGUCUGGUCAGAACUGCCGAAUAAAUGUCAAUGAUUGUGUUCAACAUUGGUGUCAAAAUGGAGCCACUUGUGUGGAUGAGAUUGAUGGUUACAGCUGCCUUUGUCCCGGAGGAUACACAGGCACCUACUGUGAAGAGGACAUUGAUUUCUGUGUUGGCCAUCACUGCUCUGAACAUGGUGUUUGCCUGGAUCAGCAGUAUAACUUCACCUGCCGCUGCAUGUUUGGAUUUGAAGGUUCUCUCUGUGAACUGGAAACAAAUGAGUGCAACAGCUUCCCCUGUGCAAACGGUGCCACCUGUGUGGACCUAAUCAGUGCUUAUCAGUGCCACUGUCCCCCAGGGUUUGAGGGACAGACCUGCUCUGAGAAUGUAAAUGACUGUUGGUCGCAGCCAUGUCUAAACGGAGGCUCGUGUAUGGAUCUGAUAAAUGACUACAUUUGUCAUUGUCCUUUUGGGUUUGGAGGGUCAGCUUGCGAAGUAAAUCUCAAUGAGUGUGAGUCAGAGCCAUGCCAGAACAGUGGUAUUUGUGUGGAUGGCAUCGACCUGUAUCAGUGUUUCUGCUCAGAGGGGUUUGGAGGGUUGAACUGUGAAAUCAACUAUGAUGAAUGUGUCCAUGGAUAUUGCACCAAUAAUUCCACAUGUAUUGACCUGAUUACAGACUAUGAGUGCAUCUGUCCUUCGGGCUUUGCUGGUAAGAAUUGCUCUAAAUCUGUCUUUGCAUGUGUAUCACGUGUGGAUUUCUGCAAAAAUGGAGGAACCUGCUCCCAAAACUUAGCUGGGGAUUUGCAGUGUAUUUGCCCCCCAGGAUACCACGGCAAUGACUGCUCUUCAUCUGUGGACCAAUGUGUGUCAAAUCCUUGUGACCCAGAGGGGACUCACCUCUGUGAAGUGCUGGCAAAUACUUACAGAUGUGUGUGCCAUCAUGGGUACGCUGGGCCACACUGCAAGACACCUAUAAACCACUGUGUUGACGGCUUGUGUCAGCAUGGUUCAGUGUGUGUGGAUUUAUCAAGGGGGUUCAAGUGCGAUUGCCUACCAGGUUUAACAGGCCAGUUUUGUGAGAUCAACAUUGAUGAUUGUGACGAACAGCCGUGCGGAGUCCUCAGUAUUUGUAAAGAUGCUCUAAAUGGCUACAAUUGCUUCUGUGCACCGGGCUUUAUUGGAAAUAACUGUGAGAUUGAAGUGAAUGAAUGUCUCAGCCAGCCUUGUCGAAAUGGAGGCUCCUGCAUCGAUGAGCUCAACUCAUUCAACUGCCAGUGUCCUCUUGGAAUCACAGGGGACCACUGUGAAGUAAACAUAGAUGAGUGCGUCUCUUCUCCCUGCCUGCACAAUGCCACGUGUGUUGACCUUGUUCACGGCUAUGAAUGUGUCUGUGUGCCUGGCUUUGCAGGUACUAAGUGUGAACUUGACAUUGAUGAGUGUGCUUCAUCUCCUUGCAAGAAUGGAGCCCCUUGCAUUGACCAGCCUGGUAAUUACUUCUGCCAAUGUGUGGCUCCAUUUAAAGGUCAGAAUUGUGAGUUCUUACCCUGUGAGGCCGGUAAUCCCUGCGAGAAUGGUGGAGUGUGUGUGGAGGAGUUGGAUCAGGACCAUUUCCCUUUGGGUUUCCGCUGUCACUGUCGCCAGGGAUUCACUGGCUCCCACUGUGAAAUCAAUGUGGAUGAGUGCAGCUCCGGUCCUUGUUUUCACGGCUUCUGCUAUGAUGCUGUAGAUGGUUUUUACUGUCUUUGCAAUCCUGGUUAUACUGGGCUGAGAUGUGACGAAGGCAUUGAUGACUGUGUGGACAGUUUAUGCAGUACCACUUCAGUUUGCAAGGACCUCCAUCUGGGCUAUGAGUGUGUGUGUCACUCUGGCUGGGAGGGGGAGUACUGCCAACAAGAAAUUGAUGAAUGUUUAUCACAACCCUGCAAAAAUAACGCCACCUGUACAGAUCUUCUCAAAGGCUACAAGUGCUUGUGCUCACCAGGCUGGACAGGUGUGGACUGUGCAGAGGAUGUGAAUGAGUGUGACUCUGGACCCUGUCUAAAUGGAGCUCAGUGUCAGGAGUCAGAUGUACCUGGGGAGUUCUCCUGCACCUGUCCCCCUUUUUUCAGUGGCCCGUUUUGCAACCAUCCUUAUGACCCCUGUGACCCCCUCCACAAUCCCUGCCUGCAUAACUCCACCUGCCUGACACGCUCCAAUGGAACAGCCUUGUGCAGAUGCCCAGCUGGAUUUGAAGGAAGUUGGUGUGAAAUUGACACCAAUGAGUGUAGCUCAAAUCCAUGCCAAAACCAGGGCGAUUGUGUGGACAGGGUCAACAGUUACAGCUGUAAUUGUAAGAUGGGAUUUUCUGGCCUUCACUGUGAGGAAAACAUCAAUGAAUGUGCCUCUAGCCCAUGCCACAAUGCAGGCAUUUGUCAAGACCUGGAGAGCAAGUUCAGCUGCAUUUGCCCUCCUGGUUAUUUUGGAACGCUGUGCGACCUGGAUGUGAAUGAGUGUGAAGUUUCACCUUGCCUACAUGAGGGCAUCUGUAUCAACACACCUGGGGGCUUCGAGUGUGUCUGUCGCCCUGGAUACUCAGGGACACGAUGUGAAGACAAUAUCAAUGAGUGUCUUUCAAGCCCAUGCCAAAAUAGUGGGAGAUGUAUUGAUUUGCCUAAUCAAUACCACUGCAUGUGUCCUGAUGGCUUCACUGGGCUCCACUGUGAGACCAACAUCAAUGAAUGCAUGUCAGCACCUUGUCUUCACGGGAGCUGUAGAGAUGGAAUAUAUUCAUACUCCUGCCUCUGUGAAUCUGGAUGGACUGGCAGCAGAUGCGAAACAAACAUUGAUGAUUGUGCUUCCAGUCCCUGUUUGAAUGGAGGCUCAUGUGUGGAUCUCAUUGAUAAAUAUGCAUGCUUCUGUCAGAAUGGCUACACGGGGAAAAUCUGUGAGAAUAAUGUGGAUAUCUGCAAGGAGACUGCUUUUAAUGUCUCACUGUGUUUAAAUGGAGCUACCUGCCUUGAUGGUGAAGGAUCAAAUUUUACAUGCAGCUGUCCACCAGGUUUCAUGGGGGAUUUCUGUGAAGUGGAUGUUAACGAAUGCUGCUCAGCUCCCUGCCACAAUGGUGCCAUUUGCCAAGAUCUUAUUAAUAGCUACACCUGCCACUGCAGGUCAGGUUGGACAGGCCUUCACUGUGAGGAUGACAUUAAUGAGUGCCUUCCACAGCCCUGCAACCAGGGGAUAUGCAUUCAGAAUGAUCCAGGCUAUGGCUACACCUGUUUCUGUCGUCCUGGAUUUGUGGGGAGGAACUGUGAGCACAACUAUGAUGAUUGCCUGUCGAAUCCAUGUCCAGAAGCACUUUCCUGUGUAGAUGGGAUCAACAAGGUCAGCUGCUUGCCCCCUGUUACGGAUGCUGUUCCCUGGGUGACUGUAGCCGAGGACAUCGCUCGUGGCUCCACACCCCGAGUGCUGCCACCAAUGCUCAACCCAGCGCCAACAGCUGAGCAACUCACAGAUUCAAGCUAUAAUCAGUACUUUGGGAAUUCAUACCUGGAGUUUGAGGGUAUUGACCUCAGCGCACUCAACAACAUUACUGUGAGAUUUCAAACCCAAGUGGCCUGGGGAACUAUACUUUAUGUGGACCAAGGACCUGUUAACGGUGAUUUCUUUUUUAUGAAACUCUUCGUCUUGGAUGGACUCUUACAGUAUGUAUUUUGCUGUAAUGAAGAGGAAACAGUUACAAGGAUCAAUACGUUAGUCCGUGUUGAUAAUGGCAAGCUUCACACUGUUAAUAUCAGACAGCGCCUGGAUCCCUGUGAAGCGGAGCUAACUCUUUCCGGUCAUGAGAAUAUCAAAAGUACGGCAGGUAAUUACUGGUUGGGAAACAUGAUACGAAGAACAAACCACGUCUUUGCAGGUGGUCUGCCACAACAGUAUCUACCCAGUCAGGGAGCAAAACCUUUUCACAACUAUACUGGCUGCAUUGAAAUAAUAGAAAUGAAUAAACUGAGGAGCUUUUACACAUCUGAUGCCAUCAGCGGCAGCAACACAGACCAAUGCAGAUACACUCCACAUGCUGUCGAACCAACCACAACAGGUUCUUCAAGUUUGGCAACUCAAUCAACCACCUCUGAUACAGUGAACACAGUGGGAGCCCCCACACUAACACCAGUUUGCCAUGAUGGUCUUUGUCGCAACAGUGGAACAUGUUAUGAAGUGCCUGGCGGAGCUCUGCCUUCCUGUCACUGCCCACUUCAUUUUACUGGCACUUUCUGUGAGAAAGAUAUAACAAUAUAUAUCCCCUCAUUCGAUGGCACAUCUUAUUUGGAGCUGCAGCCUCUUGCGUCUCUUCUCCAGCCUUCUGCUGCAAGGAAUGAUCUACCUGUCACUGCCAAGGACUCCACAGUUAUUCUCUAUUUGACAGUGAAAACAAGAUCUACACAAGGCACCAUCCUCUACACUCAGGAGCAGAACUUUGGUGAUCAGUACCUUCAUGUGUUCCUUCAAGAUGGAAGCCCUGUUGCUGAACUCGGCUGUGGGGGCAGUCAUGUCUUGAAUACAGCUGCAGGCCAGAACAUCAACAACAACAGAUGGACUUCAAUCACAAUCCAAUACAGUCUGCCUGUGGGCAAACACGGAAGGUCAUGUAUGAUUGAAAUAGCUGCAGAUAAUGGCACAGCUCAGCGUCUCGAGGAGUACAUGUCACACCCUGUGUCAGAGGGAAUUUUUGGAGCGAUAGUUCUUGGGGAUGUUUCAUCCCACCGGGAGACGCACGAUGGGGGUGCAAGGGGAGCGAGGAGAUUCAUUGGCUGCAUCAGGGAGCUUCAGGUUAACUCAAAGGAGAUUUUCUUGCUGGGUGAAGCAGUGAGAGGGAGAAACAUCAAGAACUGUGACCUGCCUGUCUGCCAGCACUUUCCCUGCCGUAAUGGAGGAACUUGUGUCAGCGAUGCUGAGGACUGGUUCUGUGAGUGCCCCCCGCUCUAUACAGGCCGCCUGUGCCAGUUCAAUGCCUGUGACCGAAACCCCUGUGGUUAUGGAGCCACGUGCAUCCCAAAGUCGCCGCUGGAGGUGGUGUGUCUCUGCCCCUAUGGAAGACAAGGCCUACUGUGUGAUGAACCCAUCAGUAUAACUCGUGCCAGGUUCGGUGGAAGUGAUGAGUUUGGUUAUAUGUCUUUUGUGGCUUAUUCCUCUGUCCUGAGCCUCAGUUUCUUCUACGAGUUCAAACUGAAGUUCACACUUGCCAACAAUUCAUCUGCUGUGAAAGAUAACCUCAUCCUGUUCGCUGGGCAUAAAGGACGAGGCAAUGAUGGUGACGACUUCCUUGUUUUGGGACUAAGGAAUGGCAGGGUUGUGCAUAAAUUCAACCUUGGAUCAGGUGUGGCCGCCAUAGUCAGCGAUCGACUGAACCACCAGAUCAGGAUUCACACUGUUACAUUUGGAAGGUUCAAGAAAACCGGAUGGCUGAAGGUUGAUGGACAACGCAGGAGGAUGGGAUCCUCUCCAGGAUCCCUGGUGGGACUCAGUAUUCUCAACCAGCUCUUUGUAGGUGGAUAUAAUGAGUACACCUCUGAACUGCUGCCACUUGGGUCCAGGUUCCUUCAUGGAUUUCAGGGGUGCAUUUUUGAUGUGCUUUUCCGCACAAGAAGAGACAGAAAGUUCCAGAUGCCGGGUCAGCCUGCAGGACAUUCAGCUUUUGGGCGCAGUGUGGGUCAGUGUGGAGUCACACCGUGUGCUCAUGUUCACUGCAGGAAUGGAGGGACAUGUGUAGACUCUGGCUCGUCUGUAUAUUGCCAGUGCCAUUUUGGAUGGAAGGGAGCUCUGUGUUCUGAGCACAUAUCUGUGUGUGACAUUGAGCACAGUCCCCCUCCUCUGUGUGCCCACGGCUCCACCUGCAUCCCUCUCCCAAAUGGAUAUACCUGCCGGUGUCCCCUAGGGACUGUGGGGCUCUACUGUGAGAAAGCUGUGACCAUCAGUGAUCCAUUCUUCAGCGGUAACCAGACAUCAUGGAUGUCAUUCCCACCCAUGAGAAUUAGACACAGGACUGUAUUGCAGCUGCAGUUCCAGCCGUUGUCACCAGAUGGCAUCCUUGUCUACACUGCACAGCAUCUCAGUGCCAGGGCAGGAGACUUCUUCUGCCUCUCCUUGACAUCUGGGUUUGUCCAGCUGCGAUACAACCUGGGGGAUGGCACCCACGUCCUGCAGUCUGUUGAACAAGUGGACCUGCGCCGCAGUACUUGGCACAUAGUGAAGGCUGGCCGAAUUGGUCACCAAGGCUUCCUCAGUCUGGACAAUAAGGAGGUUAAAGAGAAUGUGACUGAAGGAAUGACCACCCUCGAUGUUGCUACAGACAUCUUUGUUGGAGGUGUGUCCACUCUGAGCUCAGUUUCCACAGAUGCAACUGAAGGGGAGCCAGUGGGAUUCACUGGUGGCUUGAGGGAAUUUAUACUCAAUGGUCAAGAGUUUGAGUUAACAGAGACGGGGGCAGUAGGUGGAGCAAAUGUAGGGGACUGGGAUGGGACAGCCUGCGGGUACAAAGUGUGCCAAAAUGGAGGUCGCUGCAGAGCAAUGGGAAGUGACUCAUUCACAUGUAUAUGCCCACCAUUAUGGACUGGCUCUGUGUGUAACCAGUCUGUAAGCUGUGCAAAGAAUACCUGCAAACAUGGUUCAUUAUGUGCUCCAUCUAGUGUCGCCUCUUACCGCUGCAUAUGCCCCUUAGGAUGGGUAGGGCAAUACUGUGACACAGAAGUGUCCACAGAUAUUCUGAAGUUUGUGGGAAACUCCUAUGUUAAAUACUGGGACAUGAAAUACAAGGCAAGAAAUUUAAAACACAUCCAGGUUUCUUUCAGCUUCCGCACAAGCUCAACUGACAGUUUGAUCAUGUGGAUGGGAAAAGCAGAACACGAAGACGACGACUACCUUGCAGUUGGACUUGAGGGCGGUUGCAUCAAAAUUGCAGUCAAUCUUGGAGAGAGACUUUCCCUCCCAGUAACUGUGAGAAAUCUCAUCCUGCCCUGCAGUGAAUGGAAUAAUGUGUCCAUACACUUAAACAGUACGAUUAUUCAGGUGUUCCUGAACACGAAGCAAAUCCUUUUUGAAGAUGUGGAUCCGUUUGAGCGUUAUGUAGCUUUAGACUAUGGGGCCCAGCUUUACUUUGGAGGAUUUGAAUUAUAUAGAAAUAUAUCAAUUGUGACAUCUGGGAUGUUUUCAAAGGGCUUUGAAGGAAAUCUAAGAAAUGUUUAUUUGUUUGAAGAUACAAAGCCUUUGCUGCUUCUCAAAAAUAGUGAAGGUUUUAAUGUAUAUGAAGGCAAUGAAUAGUUGUCAAAGUAACUCCUGGCAUCUACAAUAGCUGAAAAUUCCCCCUUUGACACCUUCGUCAUUAGAAUGAUCCACCUGUGGUGGAGCAGGAAAAAUAAAUGCAAAAUCACCAUGAGAUUGAAGACAGCAGUGGAUGAGACUGAUGCAGGUGUAUGGUUUGUUGUAAGAUGACUUGCAGAAUAAACAACAUUAAAAUAGUAUUUUUUGUGUGUUUGUCAGGAAACGUAAAGAUUCGGUACUAUCCUAUGUUGACUAAACGUAAUGGGAAGGAUACAUCGCUCGGUUCUGAUUCCUUAGAUAUACAGUGGGUACGGAAAGUAUUCAGACCCCCUUAAAUUUUUCAC
Monopterus albus (swamp eel) is the source of this 9718-nucleotide messenger RNA. RefSeq names its product eyes shut homolog (gene eys). Gene Ontology annotation, molecular function: Notch binding; calcium ion binding. Gene Ontology annotation, cellular component: cell surface; signaling receptor complex; plasma membrane. Lineage: Eukaryota; Metazoa; Chordata; Actinopteri; Synbranchiformes; Synbranchidae. The transcript is spliced from 50 exons. Gene Ontology annotation, biological process: axon guidance; establishment or maintenance of epithelial cell apical/basal polarity; heterophilic cell-cell adhesion. The record is from RefSeq and is a predicted model, not a curated record. Bases 327 to 9374 code for a protein of 3015 amino acids.